Molecule: messenger RNA, 843 nt
Organism: Elephantulus edwardii (Cape elephant shrew)
Lineage: Eukaryota; Metazoa; Chordata; Mammalia; Macroscelidea; Macroscelididae
Gene: HUS1
Product: HUS1 checkpoint homolog (S. pombe)
Exons: 9
Coding region: 1-843 (280 amino acids)
Biological process (GO): mitotic DNA replication checkpoint signaling; meiotic DNA integrity checkpoint signaling; mitotic intra-S DNA damage checkpoint signaling
Cellular component (GO): site of double-strand break; checkpoint clamp complex; nucleolus
Source: RefSeq, a predicted model, not a curated record
AUGAAGUUUCGGGCAAAGAUCGUGGACACGGCCUGUCUGAACCAUUUCACGCGAAUCAGUAACAUGAUAGCCAAGCUUGUAAAAACCUGCACCCUUCGCAUCAACCCAGAUAAGUUGAAUUUCAUCCUGUUAGAUAAAGUGGCCAAUGGUGGAGUGAGCAUGUGGUGUGAGCUGCAACAGGAGAACUUCUUCAGUGAAUUUCAGAUGGAAGGUGUCUCGGCAGAAAACAAUGAAAUUUAUAUAGAACUGACAUCAGAAAACUUAUCUAGGGCCUUAAAAACUGCCCAGAAUGCCAGAGCCUUGAAAAUCAAGCUGACCAAUAAGUAUUUCCCUUGCCUGACAAUAGACAUUCCUCUGUUAUCUGUAUCAAGCAGCAGUCGCAUUGUGACUCAUGACAUCCCCAUAAAGGUUAUUCCUAGAAAACUCUGGAAAGAUUUACAAGAACCCACAGUCCCUGACUCUGACGUUAGCAUUUACUUACCAGUGUUGAAGACUAUGAAGAGUGUUGUGGAAAAAAUGAAAAAUAUCAGUAAUUACCUUAUUAUUGAAGCAAAUCUAAAUGGUGAAUUGAACUUGAAAAUAGAAACUGAAUUAGUGUGUGUUACAACUCAUUUUAAAGAUCUUGGAAAUCCCCCAUUGGCCUCUGACAGUGCUUCUCAAAGCAGAAAUCCAGAGCAAAUGGCUGAAGUGCGCAUAGAUAUUAAGAAGCUCCUGCAGUUUCUUGCUGGACAACAAGUAAAUCCUACAAAGGCCUUGUGCAAUAUUGUGACUAACAGGCUUGUUCAUUUUGAUUUGCUUCAUGAAGAUAUGUCCCUUCAGUAUUUCAUUCCAGCACUGUCUUAA